UGGCUGCCUCACACAUCCAUUUUAAAUCCACAGACCUAAACCAGGAACUGAGGAGAGGAUUCUUCCCCUCUUUCAAGUGGUGUAGAAGGAUGGGAAAAAAGGAUGCAAGUGCUGUCAAGCUGCCUGUGGAUCAGUACCGUAAACAGAUCGGAAAACAGGAUUACAAGAAAACCAAGCCAGCCCUGCGAGCCACUCGGCUGAAGGCGGAGGCGAAGAGAAGUGCUCCGGGAAUCAGGGACAUCAUCUUGGUCAUAGUGGCUGUUCUGGUCUUCCUGUUGGGUAUCUAUGCAUUCUUCUACCUCAACCUAAGUACUGAGCUGAAUCUCGACAUGGAUUGAACUGUUAUCUUCGCCUCAGAGGAUUCUGGGAGGACUCAUGGCUCACAGCAUGCCAGCAGAUUGAUAGUAUUACACAUAUCAUCUUAUUGCCUAUUCCUCUUUGUCUAUUAUACCUGCAGAAGAUGAAAAAAAUGAGUCUUCAAUUCCAUAAAAGCUUGAAGUUCAAAAACACACGUUUUUUGUGUGUGUUUAUCCCUAAAACUUCUUAGAUUAUUAUAAAGCUCCACAUGCCCCGUAGCUUUGAAGAACUUUUUUCUUCAUCCUUUAACAUAAAUCCAUCUAAUCGAUGAGAUGGAAGUGUUUGAAUCAAACUGUUUGGAUUUACCUAUUCAAUAUUUAUAACACUAUGCCUAAUUUUCCCUGUAAAUCUCCCCUGGAAUCAUCUGUAAAUAUUUCAGUGUUUUCCCUCUCAGACAGUCAGACAGACGGUAAGGUAUGUAACCUCCUAUAGCACAAAUGUUGGCUGUAAACAUCUCUGGAGAUGCUAGAGAUUAGAGGAAAAGUAUUUCAGAUCUGGUUUGUGUAUGCAAAUCUUUUUUUGUUACUGCACAACUCAUUAGCAUAUCUAGCAUCAUAAACUUUGCAUAUUGAAAGCCUUCAUGUGCUCUCUAUUUGUCUAUGUCCCUGCAACAUCAGGACAUACAAUACAGUAAGAGGACAUAAAGUAUUAUCAAUUCAUGUGAGAUGAUGUUACUUUUAGCUAGUGAUUAUAUCUUUUGAAGUAUUUCAGGAAGAAAGCAUAGCCCAGCCUUUGGUCUGACAGCUGUUUAUUUUUUUACACACUGCUGCACCUCUGUUUUUACGUGUAUGUAUGUUUAUGGAAAACAUUAAGAGCUGGGUGGAAACUAAAUCUGAUGAUAUUCAAGUUAAUUUACAUUCCCUUUGUAGUGCAUUGGAUCGCGUACAAACACAUAGCGACGACUUAUUUCAUUCCAGAUUGUGAGAGUUGUUUUUAUCUUUCCCUGCAUGAGGUACAUGUCUCUAACUCAGGACAACUGUUUUGCCGCUCAGUCCUUAUUUUCCUGGGACAUCUCACUGUUAUCAUUAAUUCAGGAUUGAUAGGCUAUUGAACAACAUUUUUGUGGUCUGUCUUUGAUUUAAACUCGCACGCUUUCCAAGUUUUUUCACAGCGGGACUGAAUUAAACCAAAAUAGAGUUUCAUGUUCCUCAUUUGACUGUUAUGCUUGUUUCUCUUCUUUUGUUGCUUUCAUACUUGAGAUAAAAUAAUAAACAUUGAUAAAACAUGUUAAUACUGAUGCUUAUUGUGUUAAUAAAAAAAAAGUAGAACAGUGUUGAACUUGUACAUCAGAUCUAGUGCAUAUGGUGUU
This is a messenger RNA of Paramisgurnus dabryanus, 1666 nucleotides long. It is a transcript of the gene triqk, whose product is annotated as triple QxxK/R motif containing. Gene Ontology annotation, cellular component: endoplasmic reticulum membrane. NCBI's taxonomy places the organism in Eukaryota, Metazoa, Chordata, Actinopteri, Cypriniformes, Cobitidae. The record is from RefSeq and is a predicted model, not a curated record.